Messenger RNA from Adineta ricciae, 330 nucleotides. NCBI's taxonomy places the organism in Eukaryota, Metazoa, Rotifera, Eurotatoria, Adinetida, Adinetidae. The record is from the annotation of a GenBank genome assembly.
AUGCGUCGAGAUGAAACGAACAUGUAUCCACGUGAUUAUCGUGCAUGUCAAUCAAGGCCAAAAGAGAAAGUGAAGUAUGUAGAAACAGUUAUGCACAACAUUUUUUCGUCCAUUUAUCUAUCAAUAAUACUCUCGCCAAUAGCAUCGAAUGGUGCUCGUUACCAUCCUCGACGUGCUAUCGAUGAUGAUGAUGAUGCCGAUGACACUCGAGAUUUACUACGUUCCCUCCUUCGACAGGCAUCUCUUCGAAAAAUUGGAUUCGAUAGUGAUGAUGAAGACAAUUACAGUAAUCGUUUUUAUUUCAAUGAAAAGAUAUUCUUUGUACAAUAG